Messenger RNA from Rotaria sp. Silwood1, 552 nucleotides. Lineage: Eukaryota; Metazoa; Rotifera; Eurotatoria; Philodinida; Philodinidae. The record is from the annotation of a GenBank genome assembly.
AUGCAUUAUAUUGAAAUAAAUAUUUUUGUAGAAAAAGCAUUAACAAGCUUCAGCAAAAUUGAUGAAAGUGAAGAUACUGAAACAUCAGAAGCUGAUGGAAAAGAAGCAUCGAAACCGGGCACAAAUGAUGAAAGUGAUGAUGUUCAAACGAUAGAAUCUGCUAAAAAUGCACCAAGACCAUCACGUACAACCAGUGAAAGUGAAGAUACUGAAACAGUCGGGACUCUUGGAAAAGCACUAAUAAGAUCAAGCAAAACUGGUGAAAGUGAAGAUGUUGAAACAGUCGAAGAUGCUGAAGAAGCACCAACAGCAUCAAGAACAACAAGUGAAAGUGAAAAUGCUGAAACGGUCGAGGCCGCUGAAACAGUACCAUCAAGUAGAACUCUGCAAACAGAAGAAACUGAUGGCGAUAUUGCUGUUGGUGAUGGCACUUCAAUACCUGAUGUAGCUGUAGAAAAAGAAGUGCAAGAAUUUCCAACUAAAGAAACUGGAUAUAAACAUAAUAUGACAAAUUCGAAUAAUAAUAAUGGUAAUUUAUAUGGAACAUUAUAG